Molecule: messenger RNA, 843 nt
Organism: Anisakis simplex (herring worm)
Lineage: Eukaryota; Metazoa; Nematoda; Chromadorea; Rhabditida; Anisakidae
Source: the annotation of a GenBank genome assembly
GUUCGAAAAGCAGCCGAACGAAGUUGUGAAGAGAAUGCAUUUUUGGAUUCUCAACUGCAAACUGAAAGCCAACGACGAAUUAAUCGUCGUUCCGAGAGUCCAUUCGAGGGACUUUCAGCCAAAAGUCCAUCAAUGCAACGACCAAGUUUUCAUGCGACAAAACCCAGAACCACUGGUGUUUAUGAUGAAACGGUUUCAGCACUUUCAGGCCCUUAUGCGGCACCUGCGGUUCAAAGUUCACAAGGUAUUGAACUAAAAUACGGCAAAAAGGCAGACGAUAUUGAGGCGCGCCUAUUAAAAUCGUCCAUUUUGCCUGCAUCAAUGAAAACCGUAACGCUGAAAGAGUUUCGCAAAGGACCAGCUCCAGCUGUUGGAAGUGCUUCUGAAGCGUUUGCUGACGAAACUGACUAUCAGGCCUUUAUGCCACGACCCUACUAUAGUCGUCCGAAUCGCGAUGAUCCAGAUUAUUUUGAUUUCGAUCUGCAGCAUUCAGUUGACAUGUUUAAACGACCUGAGGGAAAAUAUGUACCACGAGGGCCUCAACGAUGGGAAGAAGAAGUUCUUGGUGAUGCAAAAACGAAAGGUGCUGCUCCGGUUUCUGGUUACAUGUUCACAAAGGGUGAUACCGAUUGGCGUACCAGUGGAACAUCGUAUUUGAGUGCUGCUCUGAGAACACCGUCCUACUGGGAACAGCGGUUUAGUUCAAUUGGUCGUGAGGUGCGUGAAAGUAAUCCAAUUUCAUUGGAUAGUCUUGCAAGGUUAGUGAUAUUCCUGCAGUUUAUAAUUAUUAAGAUAUUACUCAGUGAUGCAUUCAGUAUCCACCUUGAAUGUGAUCGUUUUUAG